This is a messenger RNA of Xiphias gladius (swordfish), 5127 nucleotides long. RefSeq lists its product as uncharacterized. NCBI's taxonomy places the organism in Eukaryota, Metazoa, Chordata, Actinopteri, Istiophoriformes, Xiphiidae. The coding region runs from base 223 to 3264 and encodes 1013 amino acids. Gene Ontology annotation, cellular component: nucleus. The transcript has 8 exons. The record is from RefSeq and is a predicted model, not a curated record.
UUUGCGUCGGGCGGAAACCAAAAGAAAAAGGAGAAGAAGAAAAAAAAACAACAACCCGAUUUCUCGUCCUUUGUGGUCGCAGACGGGCGGCGUUGACGUCCAAACGGGCUCGGUCCGCCGCCGCAUCACCGACGACGCCGCCCGUUUCAGAGCCCGUCGCAGCUCCGCGCGGUCCCGCUAGGAGCAGUUCGAGCCCCGGCCAGUGUCCUCGCGAGCGGCGGGAUGUCCGUCACGACGAGCAGGGCGCUCCGCGAGCAGCUGUCCGUCAUCAUGGGCGCGCUGACCAAAGCGGCGGUGGCGGAGAUCUGCGAGGUGGUGGACGAAGGCUACGCGGUGCUGCGGAUGGAGAUCUCCCGGAGCCGCAAGGAGAACGAGGACCUGCGGAAGAAGCUGCACCUCAUCGAGUCCAUCGUGGUCCCGGGGAACUGCGGGGGGAAGGCGGCCGAACCGGAGGUCGUAGCGGCCGCGGAGGGCGCGCAGCAGGCGGAGGCGCCGCGGCAGCCGCCGCCGCCGCCGCGGGACGGUGACGGAGGAGACGGGGGAGCCGCGGUGGUGGUGCGGGACGAGCUUCCGGAGGUGGUGCUGAUCAAAGACGAAGACUCGGACAGCAACGACACCUUCGAGGACGAUAACCAAACGUCCGCUGACGGAGGGGCGGCCGCAGCCCGAGACGCCGCCGCGCCGGCCCCGAUCGGCCGGAGCACGAAGAGACACUGGCCGGGAAACGAGGAGGCUGAGAAGUCGUCGUCGUCCUCUGAGCAGCUCACACUGAAAAUAUCCAAGCUGACCACAGGGACGCAGAAGAAGAGCGUGUCCGUCUACACUCUGGACUCUCCUCCCAGCGAGCCGGGCUGCUCCGGUCGGCUCGGCGCCGACGAGAUGGAGGCCGGAGAGUCUGUCUGCUCCUACUCCUCGCAGAUGGACCCCGACGUCCAUCUGGUCCACCAGGACUGCUCGCUGGUUUCCCCGAGCUCUCACAGGCAGACUUACUUCGCCAACGGUUCUCUGAUGGAGUCUCCGUCGCCUUCAAACAGAACGGAACCGGAUCUCAGUCUCACGUGGACCAAACAGUCAAAGAGUCAGAUGUCUUUCGCUCAUUUUCACCAAAACGAAAACGCGGACGGCGAUGCCUUCGGGCUCAAGCUGAUCAGCGUCUCGGGCUCGACCUCCACAGACUGCCAGCUCUCCGAGAGCAGCAACUCAGCGUUCGAGUACGAGGACGCCGACAUGAUGAACUUCGCCCUCUACAGGGACCAGUCCGGUCGGUCUCAGCUCUGUAACGGGCAGCCGAGCGCCGGCGCCCGAGGGAAGCGCUUCAUUUGCUCCAUCUGCAGCAAGACCUACGCCACGUCCCAGAACCUGGACGUUCACAUGCGGAUCCACACCGGCGAGAGGCCGUUCAGCUGCAGCCAGUGCGGCAAGAAGUUCACCCAGUCGGCUCACCUGAAGUCGCACCUGAGCGUGCACUCGGGAGAGCGGCCGUAUGCCUGCACGCUCUGCUCCAGGAGCUUCAUCGUCAAGUACAGCCUCAAGCUACACAUGAAGAAAUGCCACCCCAACAUCUGCAGUUCGGAUUCAGUUCAAACGAAGACGCACGCGGCGGAUCGAAACAUGUCCCCGGCCUUCCACGCGCAACUGGCCUCCAUUAUGGAGGUGCUGGCAAACACGGCGGUGGCGGAGAUCUGUGAGCUCGUGGACAGCGGAUACUCGGUGCUGCAGCUGGAGAUCUCGCGGAGCCGCAAAGAGAACGAGGUGCUGCGGAGGAAACUGCGGCUCAUGGAGCUCCGCGCCGCCCGCGCGAACGCCCUGCGAGCCGCCGCCGGUGCCGCCGCCGCCGCCGCCGCGCCGCUGCACGCGAGCGGCCGCGCGCGAGCUCAGCUGCCCGCUCAUCACCCGGGCAACGACACGAGGAGGAACCGCACACCUGGAGUCGUGUUUGCCCGCCCUCUGGGAAACGGCGCUCCCUGCGUCCCGACCGGGGCAGCGCAAAAACAGCCCGAAAGGAAAGGGAACCGACCUUUAGCCGCGCGCCCAGUCUCCGUCCCCACACGUCACCGAACAGGUUUAAAGCCGCCGGGGACCGUGGAGCAAGUUCGAAAACGAAAAGGGGCAAAAAUGUUCCCACGAUCCUCCGCGACAAAGUUCAGUCCUGAAAAUUACAAGCGUGCGGCGGUGCUGUCCAGACGAGCGCCCCCCCAGGAGUUGCCGCAGCGCGGAGACCGCAGUCCGCCCUCUGACACAGGACCAGAAACCACACCGGUAGUGCCCGCCGCAGGCGAACCAGCCACCCUGACGACUGCGGUGAUCAAGGUGGAGGACGACGACGAGUCCUGGUCCCAAUCUGAGCGGGACAAGGGAUUUUGUCGCGUUGUUGAAGGACAGACGACGGAGACAGAAGCCCCGCCCCCGCUGACCAAACAGGAAACGGCAGACCAAGGCGGCGACUCAAAUCGAUCAUGGACGAGCGGGGAAGUCAGUUCCACCUCCAUGUCUGUCCAAAAAACCCCGGACGCCAGCCAGAAGUCAGAAACCAGCAGUUACGAAUGCCUGAUGUACGAGCCCCCGCUCCAACAUGGCUCCCGCACUACCCAGAAUCCUCUGAGCGAGGACCCCGGCUGCUCGUACGUGCUGAACGCCAGUGUGUUGAGCGUUUCAGCCGAUUCGGGCGGCAGCACCUUCCCCUUCAACGUCAGCGAGGUGGGUCUCUCUGCAGCAGAGCACCAGCAGCCUGCAGGGUUCACGGACGUCCAGCAGAGGGCGCCGUUAGCCGCAGACGAGCCUCCGCUUCCGGCGAGGAAAGGGCUGACGGGAAGACAAAAUGCUUUCAUCCGGAGGGACGGGUGGAGACAUCAGGAGGGAGUCAACAGAGCUGCCAACCGCAGCAGAGAGGACGGCGGGGGGAAGUCUUUUGUCUGUAACUGCUGCGGUAAGACUCUGGCCUGCCUGAAGAACCUGAAGACCCACAUGAGGGUCCACACGGGCGAGAAGCCGUUCGUCUGCGCGCUCUGCGGCAAACGCUUCUCCGACUCCAGCAACCUGAAACGCCACCAGAGCGUCCACACCGGCGAGAAGCGCUACGGCUGCGUCCACUGCGGCAAACGCUUCGCCCAGUCAGGAUCCCUGAAGGUCCACAUGACCGUCCACACGGACUGUAAACAGUUCAGGUGUUCAUACUGCGGCAAGACGUUCAUAUCGGGCAGCCACCUGCGACGACACAUCACCGUCCACGGAGGAGAGAAACGAUUCGCUCACACGUUACAGUGACACGGGGGGGGGCGGGGUCAGAUCCCACUAGACCCACGAGUGAGUGGACGAAAAAAAAUGAACUCUCCACAAUAACACAGCAGCAGUUGAGCUGUGAGCAGCUGUUGAGUUUCUCCUGCACUGAAAAAGUCGCCUCACGUCUCGUUCCGGUUGAUGAUUUUGGUCCAAAACUGCCGAUGGGUCGUCACGAAGCCGCGGUCGGAGAUAAACUCACCGAAACCAGGCAAAGUCCCGCGGUCACGGAAUGACAAUGGAUCCUGGUCGUGUCAUUACCGUGAGCUCAUUUUUCGUCCCGGAAAGAGCUGAAACAAUUCAGUCAGUUCACCAGUUAGUUGCCUAAACAUUAAUCUGAAACUCAUCCUCUAAAUAAAGAUGCCAAACCAAACCGGUUCCACCGCCGGUUUUCUGAGUCUUCUAUGAUUGAAACUGAAUAUCUACAUCUGAAGACGUCACUUUAGACGUAGGAAAAGCAGAAACUCCUGCAUUUGACAACGUGAAACCGGCAAAUAUUUGUCAUUUUUCUCGAUGAAGCGACUCACGUGAUGAAUUUCCUGUCAGUCGACGGUUUGACUGACGGACAAAUUGUUUUAGCUCUAAUACGGAAAGUCGCGGGCAGGGCCCCGCUUACAAAUGUGUGCCCCGAGGCCCCUUCGAUAGGACGUGAUUUAUUUAUGAACUGCAGACAUAAAACAGUCCUGUGGGAAAACACGUUACAGAUAAAAACCUUAUUUCCAACAUGGUCCCGAGAUGUUAAAAAGACUAAACGGACACACAACGUAAAAAUAGACAAUAAAAUCCUGAAAUCCAAAAAUACAUGACCACAAAUUUAAAAAAAAAAGGGGAGCACCCACAUCAAAACACCAAGGUUGAACAAGGACUCUUUGAUGGCUGGAGUAAAAUGUUGCGUCAUAUCUUUUUUUAACGUGUCGGCCGAGCCGCAGAGACCAUAAGUGACUCCUACUUUUCCUUGGCCUCUAGAGUGCUGCUUUUGGGCCCUAAAUCUGUUUUAGGGAAAACCAGGUGUUUAGUUUAUGACACUCUUCAGGUCGUUGUUUGUUGUUUUGUUGAUGAAACGUCCUGUAGAGUCUUUCUGAGUCACCUUCUCUUUUGCUAAUGCAGUUUUUCACACAGUCUGGGUUUUUCCCUGUGGGUUGUUCUCGGCCACGUGGCGUCACGUUUCAGUCCGAGAUCUUAUUUCGGGUUCCUCCCGUGGUACGUGUGGACACGCGUGACGUUCUCACGCCGGUCGGGCUACACUUUAAAUGUUCUCAUUCAGCUUUUCAAAAAUUGAAAAAAAAAAAAAAAAAAAAAAACAACCCUCACAAAACGUUACAGCUGAAAUCCGUAGUCGACGAGAUUUUCAAAGCGCAGACGAUUAGUGUCGUUAUCGAUAAACCGGCAAAUUAUUUUCUCAAUUAAUCGAAUUGUUUCUUCCAUGACAUGUCAGAAAAUAGUGAUAAUGCCUGCUAUACUUCAAUUUACUAUCAUGUAAAACAAAGAAAUGCAUCAAAUCCUCUGAAUAUUUGGCAUUUUUGCUUAAUGACUAUUAAUCGUCUAAUCGUUGCAGCUGUACUGUUUUUGUUUUUGUCUUAGCAGUUAUUUACACGACUCCGUGUUAGAAAACCAAAUCUGCAUGUCUGUCUCAAGGUAAACGGUUAAAUCUGCAGCUUUUCUCCAUGAACAACCGACAGCUGUAUGUUCCCUGUGUGGUCGGUUUAAAUUAAAUCCUGGGGCUGAUUGAAGAGAGAGAGCACAACUGUCAUGUUUACAUUUUGUGAUACUGUCACUGUUUAUUUGUGAUCACGUCAUUUCGUAAUAAAAGCAGCUGCUGUCUCCCGUCUCCCGUCUCUGAUGGCGUCUGCU